Ochotona curzoniae (black-lipped pika) is the source of this 1641-nucleotide messenger RNA. It is a transcript of the gene HMOX2, whose product is annotated as heme oxygenase 2. Gene Ontology annotation, molecular function: heme binding; heme oxygenase (decyclizing) activity. The record is from RefSeq and is a predicted model, not a curated record. Lineage: Eukaryota; Metazoa; Chordata; Mammalia; Lagomorpha; Ochotonidae. Bases 134 to 1081 code for a protein of 315 amino acids. The transcript is spliced from 6 exons. Gene Ontology annotation, biological process: heme oxidation; response to oxidative stress; heme catabolic process.
CCCGGCUGCCGCGGCGGCUGAGCCUGAGGGAGUCGCCGACAGACGACAGACGGGCUCGCUGGCCGCGGAACCGGCGUCCGCGCAGAGCGGACUGGCGGCGGGACUAGAGUGAGGGCAGAACCACUCAGCAACCAUGUCAGCAGAGAUGGAGACCUCCGAAGGGGUAGACGAAUCGGAAGGAAAGAACUCUGGGGUCCUGGAAAAGGAAAACCACCUCAGAAUGGCUGAUCUCUCUGAGCUCCUGAAGGAGGGAACCAAGGAAGCACAUGACCAGGCAGAAAAUACUCAGUUUGUCAAGGACUUCUUGAAAGGCAACAUUCAGAAGGAAAUAUUUAAGCUGGCCACCACCGCACUUUACUUCACUUAUUCAGCCUUGGAGGAGGAAAUGGACCGCAAUAAGGACCACCCAGCCUUUACUCCCUUGUACUUUCCCAUGGAGCUGCACCGCAAGGAGGCGCUAACCAAGGACAUGAAAUACUUCUUUGGUGAAAACUGGGAGGAGCAGGUGCAGUGCUCUAAGGCUACCCAGCGAUAUGUGGAGCGGAUCCACUACAUAGGGCAGAAUGAGCCAGAGCUGCUGGUAGCCCAUGCAUACACCCGCUACAUGGGGGACCUCUCAGGGGGCCAAGUGCUGAAGAAGGUAGCCCAACGGGCCCUGAAACUCCCCAGCACAGGAGAAGGAGUCCAGUUCUACCUGUUUGAGAAUGUGGACAAUGCCCAGCAGUUCAAGCAGUUCUACCGGGCCAGGAUGAAUGCCCUGGACUUGAACAUGAAGACCAAAGAACGGAUCGUGGAGGAAGCUAACAAGGCCUUUGAGUACAACAUGCAGAUAUUCAAUGAACUGGACCAAGCUCGCUCUGCACUGGCCAGAGAGACUGCAGAGGAUGGGAUCCCCGUGCACGAUGGGAAAGGAGAUGUGCGCAAAUGUCCCUACUAUGCUGAGCAGGUCAAAGGUGCCCUGGGGGGCAGCAGCUGCCCUUUUGGAGCAGCCAUGGCUUUGCUAAGGAAGCCCAGCUUCCAGGUCAUUCUGGCUGCUGGUGUGGCUCUGGCAGCAGGACUCUUGGCCUGGUACUACAUGUGAAGGACAACACGUCACACUGGGGGCUUCCUGCCAAGUGACCACAGGCCCAUCUCCACCUCUGAUUAAAUCAUCACCUCAGGUGACUUUUUAAAAUUCUGGGUUUCAGAAAAUAAGAAACCAGUAGAAGCCAGACGCUCAGGCCUCUGCCUAAUAGCAUCCUCUCUGUGGACCAGAUGCUGUACUGGAACUGGCUAGCCCUGUAGAGCAGGGCAGGGCGGCCCAGCCGUCGAGCCAGCUCUAUGCUGGGGCUUCCACACCUCCAGGCCCUCAGCUGUUCCUUUAUUAUUCCCUGUUUUCAGGCUGUCAUCUCCCUGCUGGGAGCAAGUAGCCACUAAGCCCAGGCUCUGUGCAGGGACCCCUUGCCAGACCAGGCUGUUCAACUUCUGAGCCUCUUUUUGGGGGCUUUGGGAUGGACAGAAACCAGGCACUCCCCUCAUUCUCAGAGGCCCCAGGAACUCAUCCCUCUCACACUGAGCCCUUUUGAGAAGUCUUUGCUGCAGCCUGCCUUCCCUGACUUGUGUAACUGCUACAGCACUCAAUAAAGUGGACUCUGCACUCUG